CUUGGUUUUGAGUGUCUGAUACUAGUUGUCGUACACUGAUACUACGCCUGUUAGCUAAAAGCUAAUUGUGCUGGCGGGUUUCAUUUUUGAGUCGUUGACUUUUUGGGAGGUGGUAACCGGGACGGGCGGUGCACUUACUUGUAGUUUCUCAGUGAAAAGGAAUCGGUAAUUUCCCACCCACUCGACUCAUACGGAGUGUGUAACCGAGCGUUUCCCAUGUGCCAUGCGUUACAUGGUGAACCUACUAUGUUGGAAAAGACUUGGAGCUUGCAGCUGUACACGUAGUUUUGAAAUAUGGUCAUCUUUAAGUUUUUGUCAUGUUCAUAAACCACUAGCUAUACGCGUUUAUCGUUUAUCUGCGUCCCUGUUAAUUACUUCGUCAACAGGCACUGGGAUCCACGUUGUAGAGCAAAGACAUUGAGGUUUCUCCGUUGUUUUGAAAGAGCACAAUGAUGAAAUACAUCCUGGUAACUGGAGGAGUCAUCUCUGGUAUUGGCAAAGGCAUUAUUGCUAGCAGUGUGGGCACAAUCCUGAAAUCAUGCGGCCUGCAUGUAACUGCCAUCAAGAUCGACCCUUACAUCAACAUAGAUGCGGGCACAUUUUCACCCUAUGAGCAUGGGGAAGUGUUCGUGCUGGAUGAUGGGGGUGAAGUGGACUUGGACCUUGGGAACUACGAACGCUUCCUCGACAUCCGUCUGACCAGAGACAACAACCUGACCACCGGCAAGAUCUAUCAGUCAGUCAUCAACAAAGAGAGGAGGGGAGACUACCUGGGCAAGACUGUGCAGGUGGUGCCACACAUCACAGAUGCCAUCCAGGAAUGGGUUGUGAAGCAGGCCAAAGUACCCGUUGAUGAUGAUGUAGAACCUCAAGUUUGUGUAAUAGAGUUGGGAGGCACUGUUGGAGACAUAGAGAGUAUGCCUUUCAUCGAGGCCUUCAGACAGUUCCAGUUUAAAGUGAAGAGAGAGAACUUCUGCAACAUUCACGUCAGUCUGAUACCACAGCCCAGUGCAACAGGAGAGCAAAAGACCAAACCAACCCAGAACAGUGUAAGAGAGCUGAGAGGGCUGGGUUUGUCCCCUGAUCUGAUCAUGUGUCGUUGCUCCACAGCGCUGGAGAACUCUGUCAAAGAAAAGAUCUCCAUGUUCUGCCAUGUAGAACCCGAACAGGUCAUCUGUGUGCACGACGUGUCGUCCAUCUACAGAGUACCGUUGCUGCUUGAGAGUCAGGGCGUGGUGGGCUAUCUGAGCAGGAGACUCAACAUGCCCAUAGAGGCCCGACCCAGGAAGAUGCUGACCAAAUGGAAGGAGAUGUCUGACAGGUCAGACAGACUGUUGGAGACCUGCUCUAUAGCACUGGUUGGGAAGUACACCAAGUUUUCUGACUCUUAUGCUUCUGUCAUUAAGGCACUGGAGCACUCAGCGCUGGCCAUUAGCCAUAAAUUGGAGGUUAAGUAUAUCGACUCUGCGUAUUUGGAGCCGAGCACUCUGCAGGAGGAACCAGUGAAAUAUCACGAGGCAUGGCAGAAACUCUGCAGCGCUGAUGGCAUCCUGGUGCCAGGAGGUUUCGGUGUCAGAGGAACUGAGGGAAAGAUCCAUGCCAUCAGCUGGGCCAGGAACCAGAAAAAACCUUUUCUGGGUGUGUGUCUUGGAAUGCAGUUGGCCGUGUGUGAAUUUGCCAGGAACAUGCUCGGCUGGGAAGAUGCCAACUCAACUGAAUUUGACCCAGAUUCAAAGCACCCAGUGGUCAUCGAUAUGCCGGAACACAAUCCCGGGCAGAUGGGCGGAACCAUGAGGCUCGGGAAGAGACGGACCAUUUUCAAGUCUCACCACAGCAUUUUACGCAGACUUUACGGAGAUGCAGAAUACGUGGACGAAAGGCACAGACAUCGCUUUGAGGUCAAUCCUGAGCUCAAGGGUCACUUUGAAGAGAAGGGUUUCCGCUUUGUAGGUCAGGACGUUGAGGGGGAAAGAAUGGAGGUCAUAGAGCUGGAUGACCAUCCUUAUUUUGUCGGAGUGCAGUACCACCCUGAGUUCACCUCUCGACCCAUCAAGCCUUCACCUCCCUAUCUUGGAUUGUUGCUGGCAUCUGCUGGGAAGCUGCAGAGCUACUUACAGAAGGGCUGCCGCCUUUCUCCGCGGGAUACAUACAGUGAUCGGAGCGGCAGCAGCAGCCCAGACUCUGAGAUAUCAGAGUUGAAAUUACCUUCUAUCUCAAAUGAAUGAGGUACACUGUACUGAAAAUAUUUAAUACUGAUGUUUGCAAAUAACUACAAAUUGUACAGAUGUAACCCCUUCUUGCUGGUGUUGCUGAUAGUUCUGAAUUUACUGGGAAGUGGAUUAUGGACUCAUUAUUGCACUGAUUGAGGCCAAUUUUGUGUUUGGAACUCUUGUCUUGUAAUGAACUACUUUACUGAAACAUCUUCUAUAGCCUCUUGGUAAUAUGUAGAGCUGAUACAAGAUUAUCCUUUUGUCAAAGUUGGGUUCUUGAAUGGGGUCCAGACCAAAAAGGGAAAUGAUUCUUCAUUCCAAUACCAUUAACUCACAAGAAAUAAACCAUUUAAUAGCUAAUCUUGUCAUCUUGAGAGUUUGCUCCAUCAUUUUAUAGGUCACUGAUGUUUUGAGGGCCUGUGUUUUGUAUCUUGUGGCCUUACUGUAAAUAUUUACUGGCACAGAUUUGGAGGUUUAUUCAAAACAUGCAAGUUAUUCAAAUGAUGUAAAAGAUGAAUAAAUGAAUUCAAAGACA
This is a messenger RNA of Scatophagus argus, 2745 nucleotides long. RefSeq names its product CTP synthase 1a (gene ctps1a). The record is from RefSeq and is a predicted model, not a curated record. The coding region runs from base 450 to 2225 and encodes 591 amino acids. Gene Ontology annotation, molecular function: identical protein binding; CTP synthase activity. Gene Ontology annotation, cellular component: cytoplasm; cytoophidium. Lineage: Eukaryota; Metazoa; Chordata; Actinopteri; Scatophagidae. Gene Ontology annotation, biological process: CTP biosynthetic process; pyrimidine nucleobase biosynthetic process. The transcript is spliced from 18 exons.